Molecule: messenger RNA, 807 nt
Organism: Pseudozyma flocculosa PF-1
Lineage: Eukaryota; Fungi; Basidiomycota; Ustilaginomycetes; Ustilaginales; Ustilaginaceae
Exons: 5
Coding region: 1-807 (268 amino acids)
Source: RefSeq, a predicted model, not a curated record
AUGGCAUCGGGAUCAGUCUACGGCGCAAUCUUUGGCGCUCUCAUCACCUUCAUCUCCUGUGCCUUUGUCCUCUAUCGAAUCGCGACGCGCGUGAGCACACCGACCAGCGUAGAGAGCGUUCAGCCAACCCCGGAAGCAGAGGCAGUCAUGGCUGGGCAGGAGACGGCCGGCUCGGCCAAGGCGUCACGACCGCCGCCAACCGCGGUCCUCGCCGCACCCGAGCCAUCCGAAUGGUCGGGAGCGCAGCUGUACCAGGAGUACAUCAAGAAGGCAGGCAUGUCGACCGACAACCCGCAGUACGUCGUCUUCAACACGCAAAAGGGCGGCAUCGAGUUUGCGCCCGCCCCAGCUGCCGAUGCGCCCUACCUCAAGCUGCACCCCGAUGGCAAGGCGGAGCUGAUCAAGCCGCCGGCCAACAAGCAGAAGAACGAUCAGCAGCAGCAGCCGCAGCCGAAGAACAACAACAACCAGCAGCAGCAGCAGCAGCAACAACAGAAUCACCAGAAAAGCAAGGAGCAGCCAGCCCUCGUCGAGGGGACAAUCGAGCUGUCCAAGUUCUUCGACCUCAUCACAAAGGUCAACGGCCAGCCCGGAGUAUCGAGGCCAACGGCCUGCACCUGCAGCAGCCUGCCCCACGGAGGCGGCCACAGCGGGUGUCCUGGGCCUGCGUUUCCCCCACAGGCGUACUACUGGCACCCUUCUGCCACUCCGGUGUCGCAGUCGCAGCAGCAGGUGCAGCAAGGGUCCAAGCCAACACCCGUCGCGGCGGCGUCGACGAAGCCCGACAAGCUGGCCAAGCCGGCCUAG